Molecule: messenger RNA, 1989 nt
Organism: Phoenix dactylifera (date palm)
Lineage: Eukaryota; Viridiplantae; Streptophyta; Magnoliopsida; Arecales; Arecaceae
Product: lysophospholipid acyltransferase 1-like
Biological process (GO): lipid modification; phospholipid biosynthetic process; triglyceride biosynthetic process
Cellular component (GO): membrane; endoplasmic reticulum
Molecular function (GO): acyltransferase activity
Source: RefSeq, a predicted model, not a curated record
CGCGUACCUGCUACAAACUCCAGGACCACAGCUUCGCUCCCCAGUCCCCGCCGAACUCGAGAAUCUCGAGGCAAAACCCCACAUCACCACCGUCCAAAAAGUCGAGUAAUUCGAGUUCCCUCGCCGGCCUCCUCUUCUCGCAUAAAAACGCUAUCGAGCAGUGAGCGUCUCGUAAAGGAGUUCCUUCUCUCUCUCUCUCGUGGAGAUGGAGACCAUGGCGGCGGCGAUAGGGGUGUCGGUGCCGGUGCUGCGCUUCUUGCUCUGCUUUGUGUCGACGAUUCCGGUGAGCUUCGCGUGGAGGCUGGUUCCGGGAACCCUACCGAAGCAUCUCUAUGCCGCGGUCACUGGGGCGGUUCUCUCGUAUCUCUCCUUCGGUUUCUCCUCCAACCUCCACUUCCUCAUCCCCAUGGGGCUGGCGUACGCCUCCAUGCGCCUGUUCCGACGCCACUGCGGCAUCAUCACCUUCUUCAUUGGGUUUGGCUACCUCAUCGGAUGCCAUGUGUACUACAUGAGUGGGGAUGCAUGGAAGGAAGGAGGCAUUGACGCAACUGGAGCUUUAAUGGUGUUGACUCUUAAAGUCAUUUCAUGUGCAAUAAAUUACAGCGAUGGGCUACUAAAAGAAGAAGGAUUGCGUGAUGCACAAAAACAAUAUCGAUUAAUUCAUUGCCCCUCAAUAAUUGAAUAUAUUGGUUACUGUCUUUGCUGUGGCAGUCACCAUGCAGGACCAGUAUAUGAAAUAAAGGAUUAUCUUGAUUGGACAGAAGACAAGGGGAUUUGGGUGCAUUCGAAUGACAGACCAUUGCCAUCACCUUAUGGUGCUACAUUGCGUGCUUUAGUUCAAGCUGCAGUAUGUAUGGGACUAUACUUAUACUUGGUACCACAGUAUCCACUUUCUCGGUUUAAUGAGCCCAUAUAUUAUGAGUGGGGUUUCUGGCAACGGCUGAGAUACCAAUACAUGUCUGGAUUUACUGCCCGUUGGAAAUACUAUUUUAUUUGGUCAAUCUCAGAGGCUUCAAUCAUCAUUUCUGGUCUGGGUUUCACUGGGUGGUCAGACUCCUCACAUUCUAAACCUCAGUGGGACCGUGCAAAAAAUGUUGAUAUUCUUGGUGUGGAGAUUGCCACGAGUGCAGUUCAGCUACCACUUGUAUGGAACAUACAAGUCAGCACCUGGCUACGUUACUAUGUAUAUGAAAGGCUUAUUCAGAAAGGGAAAAAACCUGGAUUCCUUCAGUUGCUGGCUACGCAGACUGUCAGUGCUGUUUGGCAUGGAUUGUAUCCUGGAUACAUGAUAUUUUUUGUUCAAUCGGCAUUGAUGAUCGCUGGUUCACGAGUAAUCUACAGAUGGCAGCAAGCUAUUUCCCCCAGGAACACUUUGCUUAGAAAGAUAAUGGCAUUUACCAAUUUUGCCUACACGCUACUUGUUCUUAACUAUUCCUGCAUUGGCUUCUUGGUACUAAGCAUGCAAGAAACUGUUGCUGCCUACAGGAGUGUAUAUUUUGUCGGUACCAUUGUUCCUAUUGUGAUUAUCCUACUGGGCCAUAUAAUCAAACCAGCCAGACCUGUCAGGCCUAAAACUCAGAAAAGCCAGUGAGGCAAGACUUAUAUGCCUUUUCCAACUUUGCUGGAAAGAGGUGGAAGAAUAUUGCAGCCUCUUAUCCGUGGCUUUUUCCCGUUCAUAGUCUUUCAUUUCUCUGAAUUACGAAGUGAUCUUCACGUUGAUUUGAGUGUAGCAUGCUUCCUUGGAUCCCUGCUUUUGUGUAAGCUUAUAACCUUAGUUAAGGGAUGCAUAAGCCUAUUCGGUCAUCUUUGCUGAUUCUGUGACAUUUUUUCUGUGAAUGUCUGGCCAACUUGCUCAUGCGACCUCUGAGAUGGCACAUGCAGCUUGAAGUUGUCAGAUGUGAUAUAUGCUAUUUUUCUCCUAGAUAAAGGUAAAUAAAUGUUUUUCACGUCUACCUAAAUGCAAGAUACCUCCUUCACGUUUGUUUGAAA